AUGACCGUGCCACUCCUCACUCCGCAGAAUCCUGCCAACACUGGCGCAGCGACUGUGACCGCCUUCCCCUUUUCCAAAGCCCGUAUGCGCUACAAAGAGGACAGACGCCCGACGAUUCCAGAGCCCCUGAAGGACGAGUUCUUGCUUGACUUGCUGGCGCCGGCGGAGGCGCAUUUUCAUGCCAACCCGGGUGGCGUAAGUAAGCCCCCCUGCUACCAAUCUACACAGCCGUCACACAUGCUCGGUAUGCAUGGCUCAGCCUAUGCUAACUUGGCCAUGCCAGACGCCGAUGUCCUGACUGCUCUCGGAGGUCGGUUCGAUGACCGUUGGUCGAUUUCUCCUUCUCUACAGCCUCAACCAAUCACACUUUCCACUCAGCCCAUCCCCCGGCAAUCACUCUUCUUCAGUAUCAUCAUCCACCAAGCUCCGCAGCCAACCCGGCCAUGUCAGCAGUGCACCGAGCUCAUCGGGCCCAGUCGGCCUCCAGCCAGAUCACGUCUACCGUUCUCAGUUGUCACCCUGGCGGUUCAAGAUCCGGUCGGCGUUGUUAGUGACGCUGAACAAGGAGAUGACAAUUCUAGAGUCGACCCAGCAUAG
Molecule: messenger RNA, 597 nt
Organism: Puccinia triticina
Lineage: Eukaryota; Fungi; Basidiomycota; Pucciniomycetes; Pucciniales; Pucciniaceae
Exons: 4
Coding region: 1-597 (198 amino acids)
Source: RefSeq, a predicted model, not a curated record